This is a messenger RNA of Postia placenta MAD-698-R-SB12, 1011 nucleotides long. RefSeq lists its product as hypothetical. The transcript is spliced from 3 exons. The coding region runs from base 72 to 731 and encodes 219 amino acids. The record is from RefSeq and is a predicted model, not a curated record. Lineage: Eukaryota; Fungi; Basidiomycota; Agaricomycetes; Polyporales; Adustoporiaceae.
AGCACCGCGAUAUCCACCCUGCACCCCUACCAUCUCGCAAGACCACAUCUCAUAUCAGCCUCUCCCGGACCAUGCAUCCCUACGCGCACCACCACUGGCACGGUUUCCGCCAUCGGCGCGGUGGGCGCAUCGUGUGGUUUGCCAUCGGCGCCACUGUCGCUACGUUCUGGCACAAGUCGCACGAAGCGCACGAGUGGAGGGAACAGCACUGCUGGCGCAAAUGCAUCCCGCGCGAGGCGUACGCUCCGCCGCCCGGCCCUGUUCCUGCAAACUUGACGCCUGUCACUUCCGACGACGCUGCGGGCUCCUCGAAGAUCGAACUCGACCGGCAGAGGUGGGGCUGGGCCUGGAACUCAGAGAAGGGAUGGAAGUCGUGGGGGAACCCGCCGCUGUCGCGUGACGGCGCCUUCCCUCCGCAUGUUCCACCGACGCCCAUGCCUUCGGAUCGUAACGACGAGGACUUGAAGCGGAUGCAAGCCCUUGGGAAGCAAGCGACCGACACUAUCGCCGAGCUUUCAGAAGCCACACUGGACUCGGUCCUCGCAACCGUGCGGAGUCUCAAGACGAAACUGGCGGAAGCACGUCUUCAGCGUGAGCAACACUUGCAGCAGAUCCAGGCCCUCAAGGAAGAGCAAUACAAGAUGUUCGAGGAGUGGCAGAAGCAGCGAGAGCAGCAAGCCCAGGCAGAACAGGCCAAAGAGCAAGCUACGAAGCCGAGACAUAUGGUCUGACAGUUUUGUUCAAGCUAUCACUAUGUACGGCAUACUACUACUAUUUCCGGAUCUCCUGUCGUUUCAUGCCUCCUCACACUGCUCAUGGACAAACUUCUCUUUGCUGUGGAACAUUGUUGUAGCAGUAUCCGUAUAAAUGCGGGGCGUUUCACGUAGAUCUGACUAGGGACACUGUUGUCCCACUUGAAUAGGUUCUGUUUCGAUCUGGUACUGUCAAUAUCGAUGUUUAGCUAGCGGCCUUGAAACCCCUAGAGGCCGAAAUAUACACGUUCAUUGACAC